Amoebophrya sp. A120 is the source of this 5350-nucleotide messenger RNA. Lineage: Eukaryota; Dinophyceae; Syndiniales; Amoebophryaceae. The record is from the annotation of a GenBank genome assembly.
AGAUGACGCCGCAGAAGCACCACGCCACUGGCGCGCUGAGCGUCCCACCCGGUGGGGCGGUUCCGUCGACCGGAUUGGUUUUUAGUCUCGGUCCACUGCUACUUUUCGCAAUGGCUCUGAGUAUCAGUAGUGAUUCCUGACAAGAACUUCUUUUCGGCGAUUUUCUGUUGCUGUUCGGUGUGUUGCAUUUGGAUUUUUGCUCAGACACUAUAUUUGUUCUUUUUCCAGUUUUCAGAUAGACAUUAGUCCACGUAUUCCAACUCAUCACGACGGUAAUUUUUUUCUUUCAUUUUCCUCAUAGUAAAAAGAAGCAACUAUGUCGGGGGACGGGUCGGGCGCAAGUGCCCCCUCGGGUGGGGGUUACUUCGACAAGAAGGGCGAGAUAAACGAACUCAGGCAGCUGCUGCGACAGGUACUCACGGAGAAAAAUGACGAAAAGCGCCGGGAUGCUAUCAAAAAAGUCAUCGCAUACAUGACACUUGGGAUCGACGUGUCGCGGCUCUUUCCCGAUGUAAUUAUGGCCAGUCACACAACGGAUUUGGUAUUAGAUGAUUGCGUCUCUCUCUCAUAGUUUCUAUUUCCAGUUUUGAUCACAUAAUUUUUUCGAGAACUGACUACAGUUUACCAUGGAUGGAGUUUACCUCUGUGUACAUAUUUCCACGCUCUAGACAUGUACACGAUGAAAAUCAAACAGGUGCAGAAAAAGAUGAUUUACCUGUACUUGGGCAACUAUGCGGAGACCAACGGCGAGCUGACGCUGCUGGCCAUUAACACGCUUCAAAAAGAUUGUCGCGACGAAGACCCGACGAUUCGGGGGCUGGCGCUCCGCAGCCUGUGUUCGCUGCGCCUUCCGGAAAUGAUGGAGUACCUGGAGCCUGCAGCUGUCGGGGGCCUCCGCGACAGUAACGGUUACGUGCGCAAAUCGGCUAUCGUAGGCGUAUUGAAGAUCUUCCACAUCUCACCGCUUACCAUCCGAGAAAACGACCAGAUACUGGACCGUUUGUAUCGUUUGUGUUUCAACAUAAAUAAAAGUUUUAUUUUUCGUUUUUGCCAAUAAUUACUGUUACGGGCGUGCAAGUACAAUCAAUAUGAGGCAUGUAAAUAAGUUGUUGAUGCAUGUACGUAGCCGUAGGUCGCACCCAGAGUAAGUCGUGCGAACGACUUAAGGUAUAUGAAAGUAUGCGCCGGUGGGUCAGUGCACGACUUAAGGAUAAGUUGUGUGCAGCUAUUGCAGCUUUUUGAGUCAUUCGCACUACUUAAGAAUCAUUUAAGUCGUUCGCACGAGGACUUAGGGAUGCCUCUAAGUCGUUCGCACGACUUAAGGAUCUUAAGUCGUUCGCACGACUUGGUGCUUUUUUAAGUCUUUCGCACGACUUAAGGAUUUUAAGUCCUUUGCACGACUUUGUGCUUUUUAAGUCUUUCGCACGACUUAAGGAUUUUAAGUCUUUCGCACGACUUGGUGCUUUUUUAAGUCUUUCGCACGACUUAAGGAUCUUAAGUCGUUCGCACGACUUGGUGCUUUUUUAAGUCUUUCGCACGACUUCAGGAUGCUUUAAGUCUUGCGCAAGACUUGGUGCUUUUUUACGUCGUCUUUCGCGCGACUUCAGGAUGCCUUAAGUCUUUCGCAAGACUUGGUGUUUUUUUAAGUCUGUCGCACGACUUAAGGAUGCUUCAAGUCGUUUGCAAGAAUUGGUGCUUUUUUAAGUCUUUCGCACGACUUAAGGCUCUUAAGUCGUUCGCUCGACUUGCCGCUUUUUUUAAGUCUUUCGCACGACUUAAGGAUUUUAAGUCGUUCGCACGACUUAAGGAUUUUAAGUCGUUCGCUCGACUUGCCGCUUUUUUUAAGUCUUUCGCACGACUUAAGGAUUUUAAGUCGUUCGCACGACUUAAGGAUUUUAAGUCGUUCGCACGACUUAAGGAUGUGCGCAGUACCUCAUCAGUUCUUAACUCCCUGGCCUACUUUCGGGACUUUAACUCGUUCGCUGGACUUACAGCUCUUUAAGUCGUGCGCACGACUUAAGCCCGCCGUAAGCCGUUUGCUGAACCGAUUUUCGGGCUUUGAAAUCUUUCGCACGACUUAGAAAAGCUUCGAGUCGUACGCACGACUUUGUUACGCGUUUCCCACGGAUCAAAGCAGUCUACUUUGCAGGUAGGUUUUGCAGCCUAUUUCUCUCCGUCCCGAAAUGCAAUUUCAGGUAUUGUUUGAUCGCGGACCCAGACCCGUUGGUUUCUAUGAACGCGCUGUUUGCGCUGGAGGAGAUUCUCGCUGACUGUGGGGGUAUCACGCUGAACAAGGUGCUGAUCGAGCACCUCUUGAAUCGGAUUACGACCUUCAGCGAAUGGGGGCAGUGCGCCGUGUUGAAGUUGCUGGAGAAAUUCGAGCUGGACACGGAGGGCGAGAUUUUUGACGUCAUGAACCUCUUGGAACCGCUGCUGAAGCAGUCUUCCCCCUCGGUGGUGCUCUCCGUGGCAACAAUUUUCCUGUCCCUUACCGCACGAGCACCAAGAGAAUUACAGCUACAGGUCGGGGCUCGGUUGAAGGUACCACAAAACGAAAUUUGUUGAUCAAAAGCAUUUAAAGUAUUGAUCCCUAUAAGCGCGAGCAAAGAAUCUUUACGCAUCCCAAGGCGGAGCGUCUUUUUGUCGAGGUCGUAAUGACAGAAAAAAAAAAACUCUACCAGGGUCCGCUUCUUACGCUCAUCGCGACCAACAGCCACGAACUGGGAUUUACCGUUCUGUCGCACAUUCGUGUGCUGCUGGCCGGCGGCGGUGAGGAACAAAACGAGGUGUCGUCGGACGUGAUGAGACCCGCGCUCUCCUGGGUGGCGGACUACAAACAGUUUUUCAUGAAGUGGAACGAUCCCACGUACAUCAAGAAGCUGAAGCUGGACAUCCUCACACUGUUGAUCGUUCCAGAGAACGUGGAGUCGGUGGUCAACGAGAUCAAAGAAGCCGUCACAGACGUCAGUCUGGACAUCAGCAAGCACGCGGUGCACUGCCUCGCGAAGAUCGCCCUGGCGAACGAGUCUUUCGCGGCCCAGAUCGUCGCCUGUUUGCUGGAGCUGCUGAAACUCAGCAGCGAGGCAUCCAGUUACGUGGUCUGCGAAACCGCCAUUGUGAUGAAGGACAUCCUGCGCAAAUACCCCGAGCAGUUUGACGAGGUACCUCCAAUAUGUGUGUGUAGUGUAGAUUAUCGUAGUUAUUUCGAUUGAGAUUGCUCGGAAUUUGGGCCGCAAUAGAAAAUUUUAAACAACGGCAUCAACGUUCUAGACAAGCUAUGCAUCUUCACAGGUUGGCAGUACUCUUGAGCAGGUGCUCGAGUCAAUCGAGGAAUCCGAGGGGAAGGCAGCGAUCGUGUGGAUGCUGGGUGAGUUUGGCGGCCGCAUUGCGGACGGGCCCUACCUGCUUGAACCGCUGAUUGACGACUACGAGAACGAAAUGCCCGAGGUGAAAAGCGAGCUGCUGAUCUCCACGGCCAAGCUGUUUUUCUUCCGCCCGCGGGAGUGUCAGGCCAUGCUGGGGCGUUUGCUCGACAAGGCACUGAACGACGAACAGCGGGUGGACAUUCGUGACCGCGCACUGUUCUACUACCGACUCCUGCUCGCGAACGCCGAUGAGGCCAAACGGAUAAUCUGUGGAUCGAAGGCCAAAGUGAAGGCGUUUCGCGAAGAUCUGCGCGACGCGGCGGACUCCAAAAUCUACCGGGAAUUCAACACUCUCAGUGUGGUAAGGGAACACUGUUUGACUCCACCUUCUGCAGUUUAUGAUUUUUAGCGUUGCCAGGAGCGGGCAUUGAUCUAUCGACAUCGAACACCUGAAAAAAGCUUGACCUUUAAUAUCGUUAGUACACUGCUAUUUCUAUUGCAGGUCUACAAUAAACCGGCGACGAAAUUUUGCGCUCCCGUCGCGGAGAGUUUGAUCUACCGCGGUAGCCACGUGCCGGAUGGGCCCAACAUUCCAAAAGCAACGUCCUCCGCCACCCCCACGCACCAGCGCGGAGUCGCGAACGGGACGGCGUCAUUGCUCGACGACGGAGUUGCAGCGGCCCCGCCCGCUCCUCCGGCGGUCGGUUCUUCGUCGUUUGACCUGCUGGGCGGGGUAGAAACGGGUGCGGCGGGCGCAAAUCCGAACGCCUCGUCGCCGAUCGAUCUGCUUUCCGACCGACCACCAGUCCUUCCUCCCACGCAGCCCGAUUCUCUGGAAAUGUUCUUGACCGACGGCGGCACAGGUCCUAUGCCCAUUACUGGCAAUACUCCGGCGAGUUCUUCUACAUCCUUUUUCCACGCGCCGAGAAGUUCCGCAGAGCAGGUCGACGGGGCCGCGUUUCAACAAUAUUGGGAAGAAUUCCAGGCCACAAAGGAGCAAUCGCGGGCUUUUUCCGCGCCCGGCCAGCUCGAGCAAUUGGACUCGCUGGUACAGGCCGCGCUGGAGAAAGCCAACCUGCAAUGCAUCGCGAGCGGUUAUUUGCCAGAGGAGAGGCUGCUGAAGUUCUACUUCUAUGGCUGCUGUGCAUCGGGCGGCGGGAAGAGCGAUGGGAGUUUAGAUUUGCUCGAUGAAAUAGGGUAUCAAAUGCAAAUAUGUCUGGGUCUGGAAGAUUUCUAGAUUUGUCAUGCAUAUUUUCCAUGAGCUCCGUGGUGACCGCCAGGACUUCUCUUGCUCCGUGGUGACCACCAGGACUUUUUUUGCUCCGUGGCGACCGCCAUGACUUUUUUUGCUCCGUGGUGACCACCAGGACUUUUUUUGCUCCGUGGUGACCACCAGGACUUUUUUUGCUCCGUGGUUUCUCUUGCUCCGUGGUGACAGCCAUGACUUUUUUUGCUGGUGGUGACCACCAGGACUUUUUUUGCUACGUGGUGACCACCAGGACUUCUCUUGCUCCGUGGUGACCACCAGGACUUCUCUUGCUCGGUGGCGACCACCAGGACUUUUUUUGCUCCGUGGUGACCACCAGGACUUCUCGUCCCCUUGCUGGCCAUGCAAUACAGAUUUUUUUCGAAUCCGAAUACAGCAUCACAAGUUACAACUUUCCAGACCCAGACAUAUUUGCAUUUGAUAUAGGGGGUGGCCCGACCAGUAGUGGCGGCAGCACAGCAGCGGUGGUAUUGUUUGAGCUGCUGCUGAAAGCAGUUGAGGGACAAGCUGUUUGCACCGGAAAGGCAAAAUCCGAUGACCCUGAUCCUGCCGUGGCACAGGCUCUGGCUGCAGUGUCGCCGUUUUUGUAAAAGCGCGCAAAGUAGACGUAAAGCGACAGUACAACAUGUCUCACGAAGCGACACAGAAUGAGUUCGCGUUUUCCCGCGGGAAAGGAAGCGCAAGUUGCGGAAGUGGCCGAUUUCAGUAUAUCUCGCAG